GACCCCCGGUCUCUUGGUAGGAACCGUGAUCCCAGCUGUCAGUUAUCUGCAGGCGACGGAGACUUAAAAGGACGCGUUCUCCACCCUGCGAUUGCAGCAUUUGGAGAUGACAACUAAAAGGAAAAUUAUUGGCCGCCUGGUGCCAUGCCGAUGUUUUCGAGGGGAAGAAGAAAUAAUCUCAGUGCUUGAUUACUCCCACUGCAGCCUUCAGCAAGUGCCAAAGGAGGUUUUUAACUUUGAACGGACAUUAGAGGAGCUUUAUCUGGAUGCCAAUCAAAUUGAAGAACUUCCUAAGCAAUUAUUCAACUGUCAAGCUCUACGUAAACUGAGCAUCCCAGAUAAUGACCUUUCAAGCCUGCCAACCAGCAUUGCCAGUUUAGUUAAUCUCAAAGAACUUGACAUCAGUAAAAAUGGAAUUCAAGAUUUUCCAGAAAAUAUAAAGUGCUGUAAGUGUUUAACAAUAAUUGAAGCAAGUGUCAAUCCUAUUUCUAAGCUCCCAGAUGGUUUUACACAGCUUUUAAAUUUGGCCCAGCUAUAUCUAAAUGAUGCCUUUCUGGAAUUUCUUCCAGCUAACUUUGGAAGACUUGUUAAAUUACGAAUAUUGGAGUUACGAGAGAAUCACUUGAAAACGCUGCCAAAGUCAAUGCACAAACUGACUCAGCUGGAGAGGCUUGACCUGGGUAAUAAUGAAUUUUCUGAGCUGCCUGAAGUUCUGGAACAAAUACAAAACCUAAAAGAAUUAUGGAUGGACAACAAUUCACUUCAAACAUUACCUGGGUCUAUAGGACGAUUAAAACAACUGAUAUACCUGGAUAUGUCAAAAAAUAGGAUAGAAAGUAUAGAUCUGGACAUAUCAGGAUGUGAAGCCCUUGAAGAUCUACUAUUGUCAUCAAAUAUGCUACAGCAACUGCCAGAUUCUAUAGGGCUCUUGAAAAGACUUACCACUUUGAAAGUAGAUGACAAUCAACUUACAGCUCUGCCCAAUGCUAUUGGAAAUUUAUCUUUAUUAGAAGAAUUUGACUGCAGCUGUAAUGAACUGGAGUCUCUACCUCCCACCAUUGGCUAUCUACACAGUCUCCGAACUUUAGCUGUAGAUGAAAACUUCCUGAGUGAACUUCCCAGAGAAAUUGGCAGCUGCAAAAAUGUAACUGUCAUGUCCCUCCGUUCAAACAAACUGGAAUUUCUUCCUGAUGAAAUUGGUCAAAUGCAGAAACUCCGUGUCUUAAAUUUGAGUGACAACAGGUUAAAAAAUUUACCCAUCACUUUUACAAAGCUUAAAGAACUUGCAGCACUGUGGCUUUCAGACAACCAGUCUAAGGCUCUGAUUCCUCUUCAAACUGAGGCACAUCCAGAAACAAAGCAAAGAGUAUUAACUAACUACAUGUUUCCUCAGCAACCUCGUGGUGAUGAAGAUUUCCAGUCUGAUAGUGAUAGUUUUAAUCCUACUCUGUGGGAGGAACAGCGGCAGCAACGUAUGACAGUGGCCUUUGAGUUUGAGGAAAAAAAGGAAGAAGAGGAAAAUGCAGGAAAAGUUAAGGAAUAUUGCACUUUGGAAGGUUUUUAUCCCCAGCGGCAUGCUACUUCUGAGGUUGAAAUAAAUUUAAAGCGUUAUCCAACUCCAUAUCCAGAAGAUUUAAAGAACAUGGUGAAAUCUGUUCAAAAUCUGGUGGGCAAAUCUACCCAUGGAGUGAGGCCUGAGAAUUCAGCACCAUCUGCCAGUGCAGAACAAGUUGUGAAAGACAAAUUUGAGCACAAGUGGCCCAUGGCAACAAAAGAACUGUCAGUGGAGGAUUCUUUCGUACACCCAGUGAAUGACAUGAGGAUAGGAGAACUUCGCCCCUCAAUGACUGAUGCACCGUUAUAUCAACCAAAACUUGUUCUCUUAGGAAAAGAAAAAAAAGAAUCAACUGAUGAGUCUGAAGCCGAUAAAGUUCACUGCAUGAAUAACAGUGUUUCUUCAGGCACCUACUCAGACUACUCUCCAUCACAAGCUUCUUCUGGGUCUUCUAAUGCUCAUGUUAAAAUAGGAUCUUUGCAGACUACAGCUAAAGAUGCAGUGAAUAAUUCAUUGUGGGGUAACAGGCUUGUCCAAUCUUUCCCACAACCCCUUGAGACCAAGCCAUUACUCAGUCAGCGGGAAUCUGCUCCAGCAGGAAAUUUACAGCAACACAAUGAUAGGCGUCCAAUGAGUGAUGCCUUUGCUGACAGUUGGAAUGACAGCUCUCACUAUGAUAACACAGGAUUUGUGGCAGAGGAAAACACAGUGGAGAAUCCUAACACUAAUCCUCUCUUAAGCUCCAAAUCAAGAAGCACAUCUGCUCAUGGACGCAGGCCUUUAAUUAGGCAAGACAGGAUAGUUGGCAUUCCCCUAGAACUUGAGCAGCCCACUAUCCGAAAUCCCCCUGAAUCAGAAGUGCCUCCAUCAAACCCUUGGCAGAACUGGACAAGAACACCCAGCCCCUUUGAAGAUAGGACAGCUUUUCCUUCUAAGCUGGAGAUCACCCCUAGUAGCAGCCCUUUACCUGAAAGGAAAGACCUUGUUAAAGACUCUCCUGAACUAUCUAGUACUUUUUCUCCAGGUACACCAUGGGAAUAUCAUGAUUCCAAUACUAACAGAAGUCUCAGCAAUGUCUUUUCACACAUUCACUGUCGGCCAGAGCUUUCUAAAAAUAUUAUUUCCAUCAGCAAAAGUACAGAGAGGCUUUCUCCAAUGAUGAGAGAUUUAAAAACAAGCCGGUUUAAGAAAUCACAAAGUAUAGACGAGAUAGAUAUUGGUGCAUAUAAAGUUUAUAACAUACCAUUAGAGAACUAUGCAGCUACUACUGAUAAUGCAGGGAUACAUGACAGACAAGAUAAGAUGUUGGGUCCAGAACAUGGAAUGUCUAGUAUGUCCCGUAGCCAGUCUGUGCCAAUGCUUGAUGAUGAACUUCUUACUUAUGGAAAUGUAAAGGUCCAACAACAGCAAAAGCCCUCUGUGACUAAAAAAGUAUACCAGUUUGACCAAAGUUUUAAUCCUCAAGGAUCGGUAGAAGUGAAAGCUGAAAAGAGACUACCACCCCCUUUUCAACAUACUCCAGAAUACAUUCCCCAACAGACGAAAAAUGUCUCUAAGGAUUUGGUUAGUCCCAGAGCCUACCGAGGAUACCCACCCAUGGAACAUAUGUUUUCUUUCUCACAACCUUCUGUUAACGAAGAGACUGUCAAUACUCAGUUGACUAGUCAGGGAUCAAGGGCUGGAUUUUUAAGAAGAGCAGAUUCAUUGGCUAGCUCCACUGAAAUGUCCAUGUAUAGAAGAGUCAGUGAGCCUCAUGAAAUGCCUCAAAGUGAUAGGUAUAACAGACAUCAGUAUAGAGGAGCUAUGGAACGCCAAAGCAGCAUUUCAGCAUCUGAAUCCCAGUUUCUCAAAAGAAAUGGCAGGUAUGAAGAUGAACAUCCUUCAUACCAAGAAGUGAAAGCCCAGUCUGGAAGCUUCCCUGUUAAAAACCUAACGCAAAGGAGGCCUUUGUCUGCAAGGAGCUACAGUACAGAGAGUUAUGGUACCUCCCAAACCAGGCCAGUUUCAGCUAGGCCAACAAUGGCAGCUCUGUUGGAAAAAAUACCGUCUGACUAUAACUUGAGUAACUAUGGUGAGAAGCCGUCAGAUAACCCUGAUUUAAAGACCAGGCCUACUCCUGUGAAAGGCAAUGAGAGCUGUGGUAAAAUGCCUGCUGACUGGAGACAACAGCUACUUAGACAUAUAGAAGCUAGAAGGUUAGACAGGACUGCUGCUUAUAAACACAACACUGUUAACCUUGGCAUGCUGCGCUCUGGAGGUUUGUCAGCAAUGCAUGCGGGCAGAAGCAUGACAUUAAACUUGCAGACUAAAUCUAAAUUUGAAAACCAAAUGCAUCAAGAGCUACCUCUACCGAAAACCCCAUCACAACAAAGCAGCAUUUUAGACAAUGGACAGGAAGAUAUUUCUUCUGGAAACCAAUGGAAUCCAUAUCCACUUGGAAGGCGAGAUGUACCACCAGAAACUGUUGCUAAAAAGGCAGGUAGCCAUAUUCAGACUCUGAUGGGAUCACAAAGUCUACAGCAUCGUAGUCGAGAGCAGCCAUAUGAGGGCAACAUGAACAAAGUAACAAUCCAGCAGUAUCAGCCACCGUUGCCAAUACAGAUCCCAUCUCAGAGCUCUCGAGCACCACAAGCAGGAAGGUGUGUCAUCCAAACUAAAGGACAAAGGAGUAUGGAUGGUUAUCCAGAACAGUUUUGUGUAAGGAUAGAGAAGAAUCCAGGACUUGGAUUUAGUAUCAGUGGAGGAAUAAGUGGCCAAGGAAAUCCAUUCAAACCUUCUGAUAAGGGUAUCUUUGUUACUAGGGUUCAGCCUGAUGGACCUGCAUCAAACCUGCUUCAGCCUGGUGAUAAGAUUAUUCAGGCAAAUGGACACAGUUUUGUACAUAUGGAACAUGAAAAAGCUGUAUUACUGCUGAAGAGUUUCCAGAAUACAGUAGACCUAGUUAUUCAACGUGAGCUCACUGUCUAAAUAUUUUUUUAUAAAUAAUAAAAUAUGCCUAACAUUUUUGCCAAUUGCUGGACCAAUGGCAAAUAUAGUGCCAAAUGUAUAAUAUUAUAUGUUAGUAAUGAUUAUCCUGGGGAAAAAUAACUAUAUAAAUAUAACUUCCAAGUGAUUAUGUAUUAUUUUUAUUUGUAAGUCUCUGGCUAUGCAUUGGUACCAGCUUAUUUUUAAAACAUUCUUUUUAAUUGUUUCUAGAUGUCUUUAUUUCAGGACACAGAAACACACACAAGUUCUUUACAAAUCUUAGUCUCCAUCAAAACUACUGCCUCAUAGUUGUUUAUGUUUUUAAAAAGAAAAUUAUAUAAAAUUAUAAUUCCCAUAAAGUAUUUCUAUCUCACAUAAGAUAUAAAUUAUUUAUAAAGAAUAUUUUAGUAGUUCUAUAUUCAGUAACAUGAGAACUGAACUUAAUGGGAUUCACAUCUGUAGAAAUAGGUCUAGAAUUGCACUGCAGACCUGUUAGCUUUUUCAUUUUUCCCCUUUUUUACAAUGUAAAUACAUAUAUAUCUUUUAAGAGUGCAAUAUCCAAUUUAAAAUAAUGUUAAAUUUAUUUGGGAGGGUAAUGGGAGUCUACAUUGGCAAAACCAUGCUUUGCUCUGCUCACAACUGAUUAUUAAAAAAACAUAUAUUCCUUUCCAGGAUUUGCCUCAAAGAAGCGUAGAAUAUAAAUCACAAAAAUAGUCACAGUAAAAGAUGUUUAGUAGGGACAUCAGUAGAUACUGAAUGUUGUAUCAUCCUGGUUGAUGAUUUGCGGAUGGUUUGGACCACAACUUCCAUAACCUCCAGGCAUCCCAACCUCUGUUUAUGCUGGCAGUUUGGGCUAUAUGUUUAGAAGACACUAAAUUAGGCAAACUGGUGUAAGCUUCCGAGGAUUGUAGUCCACCGUCAUCAGAUGAAUGAAAUGUUACUUUGAGUUACCAGGACAUUCAGAUAGGGACAGGCUUACAAUCUUACAAUUCUGAACACAAUGAUAGGAAGGGAAGGAAAUACAAGUACUUUGUUGCCCCUCACAUAGUCUAAGAAAGUAUGUAAUUGAAUAUUCUUGUAACUCAAAUGUCAGGUUUCUGAAAAAUGCCAAGAGUCUUUUGACUGCCAUGAGAUAGAAAUUUCAUAAAUGCAUAAAUGUGCCAGCAUACACCCAAUCUUUACCAUGCCAAAGGACUUUGAAAACAAGCCCAACUUUGGAAUUCAGUAGUUAAAUUUUUUGCCAUAGAUUGAUUAGCCCAAGAGUCCAAUACUUUUCUGAAUAAGCAGAGGGAAGAUCAAGAAAACUUUCGUUUUUUCACAAUUUGUGUGUGACCAUAAAAUAAGCUGUUUCUUGAAUUUUGAAUACCAGGCUGCUAUGGACAAUGUCUCCGCUUUGUCUGUAAUAAGUUGCCAACUUAGUAAGGGAAAUAGUAUUAUUCCCUUUGGUAUCCUGGACUCCAGACAAUUAUAUCAUCAUUUGCAUUACCAACUUUGUGCAUUGUUUCUAAAGUCAGAUUAGUCUAACUGUUGGAAAAUUGGUGUAAAAAACUUCUGUGCAGAAAAAUGUCCAUACCAAAAAUUUGUUAAACAGGAAAUAUAUCCCAUAAUGUGCACAUUAGCACAAUGUGCAAGUAAAGGGAUGGCUUUAAUAAUACUAAAUAUUCAGGAGGGGGAUAUGAAUUUUGCUAUGUGCUUCCAGUUUGACUUAGAACUGAGGAUGUAGUAAAUAGAAAUUUACAGAUUAAUCCAUAAAAUAUUCUAUAGACUAAUGGCAAUUUUUAGUUGUUUUGAAAAUUAGUGUUUAUCUAGAUGAGAUUUAACUUUAUUAUUCAAAAAUAUUACUCCAGGUUGUGCGUGAGAAGGAAAUUUCUUUGAUUCCAAAGAUAAGAUAGUCUAUGGUUUAAAUAAGAGGCCUUGGUUUGGAAUUAUUCAUUCCUAACAAAAAUAACUGGUUAUCUCAAAUGGAGUAGAAAAUUAAUUAUGUAACAAGUUGAUGUUUAUUAACACUUUUCUCCUAACCCUUUAUAAAAAUCUUGUACAAAAUUAAUAUUUUAUCUUCCUAGCGAUAAAAAAACAUUUAACUAAUUCACAAUAUAAAUUAGGGCUCUGCUAAAUUUUAAAGGAAAAAAAAUGCUUUGCAGGAAUGCAAAGAUCCUUUGCUUCUACAUUUUAGCCAUGAUUUUGUUCUGCUAUUCUCUUAAAAAAUAGUCCUUCUUUUCCUCUUAAUUACUGAAAUCAGCUCAACCAAUCACAAAUCAUAUAGAGUUGAUUAGAUCAGUAAGGAAAAUGGGACUGCACUGCUCUUUCUCUAAAAUGCCAAUAUAAAUUAAUUUAUCAAAAUCAUUACUGGGAUGUGCAUUACACUACACUUCUUCCUUAAAAGCACAAUUGCACCUUGGCAACAUGUAGUUUGGAAAAGUGGUGUCUGAGACAUGUCCUAAUUAGCAUUGGUUGUUUUGAUCAUCAUUUUUUUUUAAAAAAAAGCCAUCAUAAAAGCAGUGAACGCAGCAUUUCCAAGUCAAGUACUGUCUUAAUUGCCAUACAUGGACAGCUUUCCCCUAACAGAAAAAUGUUUAUGUUAUUUAGGGACCUUUUGAGGAAUCUACCUUUUUGAAGGGCAUGAAAUCAUUAAGAAAAUAUAAUUCCCUGAUUUUUCUCAGGGUUAGUGCGAGUAUAAAGCCAAUUCAUAUUUUCUCUACUAUCACAUUCCAUCAAGUCCUAGUAGCCCUUCUGAAGCUAACUAUAGUUAGCUGGAAGUUCCCAUCUUGCAACCAUCCAGUUAGGGGAAUCAGAGGUUGGAAGACUAAGAAACACAACCGAGGACAAUGCCAGAUGUCUUUGGCCAAACUACAUCACAUCCAGCUGAGUUCUGUUAAAUAUCCAUGUCAGAAAAAGGAGCCUAGUUGGGAAGAAGAGUUAAAUAUGGAAAUCUUUCUCUCUUCCCAUCCCUUUAAAUUUAUGGAGCAUCGGAUAAGGGAUAACGUGUGAUCUUAAGCUGUUAGACAAGCACCAGAAAACCCAGAUUUAAGUCUACCUUUAAUCGUGCAAGCUGAUUGGGUGGCUUUCAGAUAGUCAUUCUCAGCCCAACCCACUUAAUGGGGUUGUUGCUGUGGGAGAAAACAUACCCUGCUUUGAGCUCCUGAAUGAAAGGCAGUGAUAAAUAAAAUAUAGUGCUCCACACAAUAUAUAACAUUUAUUUAAUUUGUGAAGGAUUGCACGUGUGUCACUAAUCCCACUAUGAUCUUUAGACAGUUCUGAAAAACACAGAGCAGAGACUAUAUAGCUAAAAUCUCCCUUCCCAUUUCUAAACAGGUAGUCCUAGCAAAUCUAUUCAGACAUCUUUGGUAAGGCUUUUUAAAGGCUCCUGCGAAUUCCAAAGCAGAAGCUGAAGCUGAACUGCUCAGUUCAGCUCCUACUUCUCAUUCAAAAUGGGUUUUGCUGCAUUUGUUUCCAUGGUGACAGUUGUGCUAGCCAACCCUGACUAUAUACAAAGGUGCUCUGCCCAAACAUGCCUUAAAGCGUGAUUAAAAGAACCAGGAGAGACGGGACAGCUCUGGUUUUUUGGCUUCCAUUCAGCAGAGCAGCUGUUUAUUGACACACACACACACACAUACUGGAGAAAUAGGACUUUGCUGUACGGAGAGCAAAUGGAUUUACAUCUGUUCCUGCAGCUAGGCCAAUUUGCCUAUAACAGACCCUCUACAGAAUGAUUUUAGCAAGCUUUUGCUCUUGGAAUCCUUCUUACGGAUUUUCUUCCCAGGACUAUUUAUAGAAAGUAAUGUAAAAAGCAAUCUAAUUAAUAAGAUGCCAUACGGAAUCAUUUUAGGAGGUACAAUAAAUUUUUAAACAUCACCUUGUAAGUACCACAUGGAAUCAUUUUGAUAGGUAUGACAUUUUUUUAAAAAAAAUCAGCUAAAAUAAGUGCAAGGAACUAUCUAGGCAGCCAUUUUUAAAGUUAUCUUUCAUACAAGCGCCUCUUUAAAAAUUAAAACUGGUUAAAAAUAGACUUCCGUUCUUCUCAUACAAAUGAUGUAAAGUUUUUAAUUCAUGUGUAAAUAUUAGUAUAAGAUACAAUUAACUAUUAAUCAGGAAGGCACAUUAGGACAAUGGUUAAGAAAGUGAAUUGUUUUGCUGUUGUGAAUUCUAUUUUGCCCUUGCUGCCAAUGGUACCAUUUAAAAUGUCUCACAAAAUGUAUUGUCAAACUUCCCAGUUUUGUCAGGAUCGUCUUCCUUCACUUUGUAGCUGACAGAUUCCCCUGGUAGCUUUUCAAUAUCAGAUUUAUUAUUACUUUCAUAGCUUCAGCAUAUCUUUUUGCACUAAGGACCUCAUCAUAUGUUAAAUUGCAACAGAUUUUUGAAUUCAAAUCUAAUUUUUUCAUAAAGAUUUAAUCACUGUAAAUCUAUAAAGAAUAUUUGUAGCUCAGGGUUGAAAUGAGGGGUCCUUGGUACUCCUGGGCUCGGUUAUUUUCUUGCAGACAUUUCAUUAUCAGUGCUUGAUAACACAUAGCACUGAUGAUAUUACUUACUUUGGGUAAUGAAACUUCUUUAAGAAAACAACCUCAUUGUAAAUCUCCUGCCCGUGACAUUUUAAAGAAAAUACAUUCUUAACUGAGAAACGCAUGAAACACUUUGUCACAGCAAGCUCCUAUUUCUCAGCACAACUGCUCCUAUUUCUCAGUAAAAAUAUAAGUAUUGUACUGAGAUAGCUUGUGAAUGUUUUGAGUUCUGUUUCUGGCAACAAUGCAUGCCUUUUUUUUCAAAAUGCCCAAGCAAAUGAGAAGAGCUAUUGAUAAGAUUCAAUCACACUAAGAGCAACCAUUUCCAAUGACCGACUGAAGUUUUCCAUGCUUGUAACUUUCAUGUUCCUAAAGUAAAAGGUGGAAUUGAAGAGUACUUAAGAGCUAUAAAACAUUAUUUUUAGUAAAAUACCUAAGAUCUAUUCGGAAUUAUUAUAUUUUUCCUUUUGUUCAUGUCUGCCUUUAUUACCCUACGUUCCAAACAGGAGAUAAGUAUUAAACAAAUUUUAAAUCAGAAGUUAGAAUUAAUUUUUUUAAAAAAUGCAUUGCUUGUAGUUUAAAAAUUCACAUAUAUGUAUUUACUACAAUGAUAAUCCUGUUUGAGAAAUCCAACAGCGACACCCAGAGGCUAAGAAUAUUUUUCUCAGCACACAAAUAGAAAGUGGAUUCUUAUUUUUUUUAAAAAAAUGAAUUCAGACUAAUCUUGAAUCUUUAUGAACUUUAAAUGUGUAUUAAGUUUCCACACUAUUUCCUUCCAUCUAGAAUGUUCAUGCCCCUUUGUGAAGUUUUAUUCUGAACAUCGAUAAGCCACAC
Messenger RNA from Ahaetulla prasina, 9849 nucleotides. RefSeq names its product leucine rich repeat containing 7 (gene LRRC7). The record is from RefSeq and is a predicted model, not a curated record. Gene Ontology annotation, biological process: neurotransmitter receptor transport postsynaptic membrane to endosome; neurotransmitter receptor transport, endosome to postsynaptic membrane. Gene Ontology annotation, cellular component: adherens junction; postsynaptic membrane; postsynaptic density. NCBI's taxonomy places the organism in Eukaryota, Metazoa, Chordata, Lepidosauria, Squamata, Colubridae. Bases 107 to 4522 code for a protein of 1471 amino acids. Gene Ontology annotation, molecular function: protein binding. The transcript has 26 exons.